This is a messenger RNA of Daucus carota subsp. sativus, 1630 nucleotides long. Its product is annotated as beta-ketoacyl-[acyl-carrier-protein] synthase III A, chloroplastic. Gene Ontology annotation, cellular component: chloroplast. NCBI's taxonomy places the organism in Eukaryota, Viridiplantae, Streptophyta, Magnoliopsida, Apiales, Apiaceae. Bases 113 to 1312 code for a protein of 399 amino acids. Gene Ontology annotation, molecular function: 3-oxoacyl-[acyl-carrier-protein] synthase activity. The record is from RefSeq and is a predicted model, not a curated record. The transcript is spliced from 8 exons. Gene Ontology annotation, biological process: fatty acid biosynthetic process.
UAUUAUAUCUACUACAUUUCAUACAUGGCUUUGAUGUCCCCUCGCUUGUCCCACGUACUAAGCUAGACAUUUUAUUUUCUUGUUGAAAAUCUUGACACUUCUUGUUUUAUACAUGGCUAAUGCGUAUGGGCUAGUUGCGUCUCCAGCUCAGGCUGUGAGAGGGAAGAAUCAUGCAUGUACAAGUAUUUAUCGAUCGACGGUCAUUUCUACCAGGGUGCAUUGUUCAAGCAAUGUUGAAGGAGCGGAGACACUUGGGGCUGGAGUUGCUGCUUCUGAAUCUCGUGUGCCGAGAUUACUCAGUAAAGGAUGCAAGCUAGUUGGAUGCGGUUCUGCAGUACCUUCCCUGAAAGUUUCGAAUGACGAUCUUGCAAAACUUGUUGAUACAAAUGAUGAAUGGAUAUCUGUUCGCACUGGAAUACGCAAUAGGCGAGUUCUUUCAGGGACUGAUAGCUUGACAGCACUGGCUGCACAGGCAGCGAAAAAUGCUCUAGAAAUGGCGAAGGUUGAUCCUGAUGAUGUGGACCUAGUCCUGUUGUGCACAUCGACUCCAGAAGAUCUAUUUGGCAGUGCUCCUCAGAUACCGCGAGCCCUUGGUUGCACAAAGAAUCCCCUGGCCUUUGAUAUUACUGCAGCUUGUAGUGGCUUUAUCUUGGGUUUGGUCACAGGCUCUUCUUAUAUUCGAGCAAUGGGCUUUAAAAAUGUUCUUGUGAUUGGUGCUGAUUCGCUCUCUCGUUAUGUUGAUUGGACUGAUAGAGGAACCUGUAUCCUCUUUGGAGAUGCUGCUGGUGCAGUGCUGCUGCAGGCCUGUGACAGUGACGAUGAUGGUUUAUUUGGUUUUGACGUGCAUAGUGAUGGUGAUGGCCAGAGACAUUUAAAUGCCACAAUGAAACAGAAGGAAAUGGAACAUGUAGCUGGUUCUAAUGGUUCGGCUUUAGGGUUCCCACCAAACCGUUCGGCUUACUCAUGUAUUCAGAUGAGUGGCAAUGAGGUAUUUCGGUUUGCUGUUCGUGCUGUGCCACAGUCAAUUGAGUAUGCGCUACAGAAUGCUGGUCUUUCUGCAUCUAGCAUUGAUUGGUUACUGCUCCAUCAGGCAAAUAAGAGGAUCCUGGAUGCAGUUGCCACGCGCUUGGAAGUUCCAUCAGAACGUGUCAUAUCGAACUUAGCAAAUUAUGGUAACACAAGUGCUGCAUCUAUUCCAUUGGCAUUGGAUGAAGCUGUCCGAAGUAGGAAGGUGCAACCGGGCCACACUAUUGCAACAGCUGGUUUCGGAGCUGGUCUAACAUGGGGUUCUGCUGUUGUGAGAUGGGGAUGAAAAACAAGAAUUUCCUACACACCUCCAUAUUUCACAACUUUUUCUUGUUUUCAUUUUAAUUUUAAGGAAAUUUUAGGAGGUCUCGAUUGCAUUAUCUCCUGGGGUCAUUUUCUCUUUAUCUAUUUUUUCCAUUUUGUUUUGUUCUUACAGAAACUACAUAAACAAGAUAUUCAAUGUAUCAAAAGUGAUCACUAUAUGUAAAAAAGUAAACCUAGUUGGCAUAAACUAUGUUUCUUUACCCUUUCUGAAGCUGCAGAGAAAUUGACUGUCCUAAUUAGAACAAUCAGUUGAAUCCAAGUUCUUCAUUUAAGAAUCUCA